ACGAGACGUUUCCUGCUUCCCCUCCCCCACCACUUCUUUCUAUACUACUCUUGGUUUCAAUCCAUGUUUCUGUUCCUUGCUCGGCCCUCUUCUUUAUUUGUAUCUCAAGUAUCAAUUGAUUCUGUUGACCUGCGCUCGGAAGAUUGAAGAUUGAAGAUUGAAGAUUGAAGAUUGAUCCCCAAUACGUUUGCGGCAUUCCUAACAUUCUGAGUGUAACGAAGUGUCAAGACCGACCCCGAAAACAUCAAAACAUCAAUUGCGGUCCACGAACAGAAACGGAAUAUCUGAUACGAUAUUCUAAAAUAUAUACUUCCUCUCCUCAAUCUCGCUCCAUUCGAAGAACAACCAAAAAUAAAAUAAUCAUCCCGACAGUCGCAAAAAUGCGACCAUCAUCACCACUCUCGCUCCUUCUAUUCCUCCAACUCUCAACCGCAUUCCCAGUGGACCCACGAAUAACAUCUCAAUCCCAAAAAUGUUUGAAUUCUCCAUCCUGCACCUCUCUCCGCUCUGCUAUGAGCACUCUCUCUUUCUCCCUCUCUCAUCCGAAACCCAGCGAUCCCCGAAAUCCGCAUUUUCCAGAACAUCAAAAACGACCUCUGGUAACCUUCGUCAAACCAACCACGACCUCUUCCUCUUCUUCCUCGGACGAAGAAAAUUUCGCCCAAGAAGGCGCCUUCGAUAAUGCACCAAUGACACCUUCAAAAGAUAUCCCCGCGGAUGAAGCACUUUCUGCCAAGGCCCCGCUCAGUACGGAAUAUCUCCAGAGUUUGACGAAAACGGUUGACGAAGACGAGGCGAGACCUAGUAUGCCUACUUCUGCACUACCUAGUUUGCGCAAAGAAGACGCGCGCAAAUAUUGGGAGGGGGAAAAUGGGAAGAAGAUUAUCGGUGGAGAAAAGCCAGAAUGUGGAGAUUCGAGAAUGUGGCAUGGAACUGCUGUGGGUUACAGAAGUCGAAUGACCCAUUUUGAGAUGGGGAGUAGAAACGAUUUCAUGGUUGUGGGGAUCGUGGUCAUUUUCUUAUUUGUGGUUUUUGCGUUAGAGGUUAUGGACAGGGUUGGGUGAGUUUUCUUCUGUUCCAUUGAUUGCUGGGCUUGGAGUUUGGCUAAUAUCUGCAUAGAAAUCGAAGUUCGAAAAGAGGGGAAAUCUUUCUUGAAGAUGAUGAGACGUAUGCUUUUAUCGUUAGGAAACCGAGACACUUUUUUGAGCGAGAAUCUAGAUGCAAAUGCGCGCAAGUAACGGAGUAUAAGGAAUAUAAAGAUGAUGAGACGAUUGUGGCGGAGGAUUUCAAUGGGGAUGCUGAGAGAAAGAUAUAAAUUCAGCCCAUUAGGGAAUUUCUUUUGUAUUACAGGCAGGCUAAUUGGAUAAUGGUGUUAUAAUAUCAGGAAGGGAUAAUUAUGGUGCGGAAAAAGAAGCACGAUCGGCGUUCGUAGCAUGGUUAUGGGACAUGAUGAUUCUGGUUGAGAAAUCCAUACCAUACUGAAUGAAGGACGGAUUGGUGGAUUGGAUGCUCCUCAAGCGUAGGAUUUAGCAUGAGCAACAGGAAGAGAAUUAAGACUGAACAAACAGAUUUCAUAUCAGUCGUGAGUUCAUGACAAUGACAUAGCGGUAGUGGUUUUUUAUGAGCUCCUGAAGCCACCCGAUUAAAUACUAGGUAUUAUCUCCAUCUCGUAAAUUAGCAGAACGUUCACGUUCAUUCAUGCUAUCUUACAUUAACAUUUAAAAC
This is a messenger RNA of Sclerotinia trifoliorum, 1725 nucleotides long. The record is from the annotation of a GenBank genome assembly. NCBI's taxonomy places the organism in Eukaryota, Fungi, Ascomycota, Leotiomycetes, Helotiales, Sclerotiniaceae.